Gilbertella persicaria is the source of this 780-nucleotide messenger RNA. RefSeq lists its product as uncharacterized. The record is from RefSeq and is a predicted model, not a curated record. Bases 1 to 780 code for a protein of 259 amino acids. NCBI's taxonomy places the organism in Eukaryota, Fungi, Mucoromycota, Mucoromycetes, Mucorales, Choanephoraceae. The transcript is spliced from 2 exons.
AUGGAUAAAGAAAAUAAAUUGGAUUUAUCCCAAGCCAAGCAACUGGUAAAGGAAGUGGGUCCUGCUUUUGUGGAGUCCGUUAUAAUAUUACAAGAACACUGGUUUUUAGUAACUAGCUUUUCCGUAUUUAUCCACGAUCCUAAUCGUGUGGACGAUUGCGCGGACAAAUCAAGAUUCCCCUACCAGAAUAAGCCAGUGGCAUUUGUUCAAAGAAAAACGAACUAUGGAACGUCAUCUUUUGAGCUUGUUUUUAGAAUUGGCUACGUUGAAGUUUUGGCCAAUAGCGGAUUCAUUGGUUCAACAAGUUCAAAAAAAUUGAUACCAUUUGUCGGUUCAGCUCUACAGCAGUUGCCUGGCACAAUUUCCACAAGUAUUGAAACUUCAAAGACCAAACAGAUCUUCAUUAACAAAGCACAACAAAGCUAUGAAACUGGAAAUCGAAUCAUCAACCAGUACUACAAAGAUACCUCAACUCUUCCAUGGCAAUUUUACAGCUCAAGGUUUAGUGAAAAUGACUUCAAACCACUCAACCCAUUGUACCUUGAUACUAAACGGAUUUGGCUUGAUUCUGCUUCACUAGUCAUCAGAACAUAUGUCUUGCAAAGCGUAGAUAUUGAUGAUAUAAAAAAGGCUUUAUAUUUGAUCAAACAAACAGACAAACCUGAUCUAAUUUGCAUCUAUAACGAAGUACUAUCAUCUGGUAUUAAAUCGGAAAAUAAGAAGAUUGUGGAUAUGGCUGUAAAGAAGUACCAAUUUAAAAAAGUCGGUUUAUUUGAUUAA